Molecule: messenger RNA, 816 nt
Organism: Penicillium egyptiacum
Lineage: Eukaryota; Fungi; Ascomycota; Eurotiomycetes; Eurotiales; Aspergillaceae
Source: the annotation of a GenBank genome assembly
AUGGCGAACGCGAACGUUUCAGAGCGAGGAAGCUCACCGACAGCGGGUGAUUUGAACGACCUUUUUGAUUAUGAUAUCGGCUUGGAUGAGGUUAUUCCGGAUAACAAUGUACCAAAUACCAACAGCACCAAGGCCUCCGGGACAGGUGAUUCUGCACUUGGUUUGGGUCUCGACGAAGAAGUCAAAGUCGCAAAGAAACGACAACCUAUCGCCAAAUUAGAUGAGCACCGUCUACUCUCGCAACCGGGCAUACCCAAAUUGCGACGUACUGCUAGACAGAAGCUGAAAUUCAAGGGCAAGGGACACGAGUUCAAGGACGCCGCACGUCUGCUCAACUUUUACCAGCUAUGGCUCGAUGAUCUAUUUCCACGCGCCAAAUUCGCAGACGGUCUGACAAUGAUUGAGAAACUGGGACACUCAAAACGCAUUCAGGCCAUGCGAAGAGAAUGGAUAAACGAGGAGAAACCGAGACUUUUCGAUAGCUCUGGACCCACGCGAGAGGAGCUCGAAGGUCGCCACGUCCCUGAGAACCAUGCAGAUUCCAACCAUAGCCCAGCCGCGGGUAGUCAGGACAAGGAAGGGAUUGCCGACCAAGACCUGUUUAUUCCAGACCCAAAUGAGAGCGCGCGGGCUACGAUCAGCUACCCCGAGCCUGGGCCCGAGGACGACGAUGAUUUGGAGGAUCUUCUCAGAGAACAGGAUGAGCCAAUGACUGAUUCCCCCCCCAACAUGCGUGCCUCGUCUGCACAGGUACCAGGUGACGAUAACGACGACUAUGAUGCUGAAUAUGAAGUGAUGAAGGAGCUUGGGAUGUAG